Molecule: messenger RNA, 1359 nt
Organism: Branchiostoma floridae (Florida lancelet)
Lineage: Eukaryota; Metazoa; Chordata; Leptocardii; Amphioxiformes; Branchiostomatidae
Product: SWI/SNF-related matrix-associated actin-dependent regulator of chromatin subfamily D member 1-like
Exons: 13
Coding region: 1-1245 (414 amino acids)
Biological process (GO): regulation of transcription by RNA polymerase II
Cellular component (GO): nucleus; SWI/SNF complex
Source: RefSeq, a predicted model, not a curated record
AUGCCUUUAGUCAACUGGAGGGAGAGGCAAGCUAAGUUUGAAGCGGUUCUGCGAAGGAAGAAGAAGAAGGUUGCAGACCGGAUCCUGCCCCAGAGGGUACGUGACCUUGUGCCGGAGUCGCAGGCGUACAUGGACCUGCUGGCGUUCGAGCGUAAGCUGGACUCGACCAUCAUGAGGAAGAGACUGGACAUACAGGAGGCGCUCAAGAGACCCAUGAAGCAAAAGCGUAAGCUGCGAGUUUUCCUGUCCAACACCUUCUACCCUGCCAAGCCCGAUGCAGAGGGGGAGGACGAUGGGAAUGUUGCAUCCUGGGAGCUGAGGGUGGAAGGCCGACUUUUGGACGAUCAGGGUGUACCCAGUACCAAGCACGACUCACACAAGACCAAGCGAAAAUUCUCGUCCUUCUUCAAGAGCCUUGUGAUCGAGCUUGACCGCGAGCUCUACGGGCCCGACAACCAUCUGGUCGAGUGGCACCGAACAUCGACCACGCAGGAGACAGACGGGUUCCAGGUGAAGCGGCCCGGCGACCGCGACGUUCGCUGUACCGUCCUCCUCAUGCUCGACUACCAGCCGCCCCAGUACAAGCUGGACCCGCGCCUGGCCCGACUGCUCGGGAUCCACACACAGACCCGGCCGGUCGUCAUCAACGCGCUCUGGCAGUACAUCAAGACUCACAAGCUGCAGGACGCACACGAGAGGGAGUACAUCAACUGUGACAGGUACCUGCAACAGAUAUUUGAGUGUCAGCGAAUGAAGUUUUCGGAGAUCCCCCAACGUCUGCACCCACUACUGCUGCCUCCUGAUCCUAUCGUUAUUAACCACAUCAUCAGUUGUUCAGGUCCUGAACACAAGAAGACGGCCUGUUAUGACAUUGAUGUAGAGGUUGACGACACUCUGAAGACUCAGAUGAACUCCUUCCUGCUGUCCACUGCCAGUCAACAGGAGAUAGCCACUCUGGAUAAUAAGAUCCACGAGACGGUGGAGACCAUUAACCAGCUGAAGGUUCAGCGGGAUUUCAUGCUGGGAUUCGCCAAGGAGCCGCAGAGCUUCAUCAACCAGUGGCUGGAGUCGCAGUGCAGGGACCUCAAGACGAUGACAGAUGUGGUCGGCAGCCCAGAAGAGGAGCGCCAUGCGGAGUUCUACCACCUUCCGUGGGCAGGCGAGGCCGUCUGUCGCUACUUCUACGGGAAGGUACAACAGAAGAGAGCUGAGUUGGAGCAGGCCCUGAGUGUCAGGAACACAUAGAAUAUAUCUGCAACGUAACUUAGUAUAUGGUAGCCAUCACACCUGUAUAAUAUCAAACCCUGAAACAUACCACCACUGUGUAAGGCAGAAGUCUGCAGCAUGCUGUAACCUAGA